AUGAGUGUAGAGGAGACUGUCAGCUGUGCUGCAGUUCAACCAAUAGAAGCUCAGCUCCAUCUUGGCUAUGCACUAGACUGCAUUACAAUCAGACGAUACCAUCGCUUCAACAGCAGCCUUCCAGACAAGAGCCACUAUUUCCCGAUUCAGGUCCCAGAACGUGAAGUUUAAAGGAGCGGAACUAGGAGCCAAAAAUACACUGAACCAAGAAGAUUCAAAAGAGUAAUACAAGAAGUGAAAUCUCUAAGAAUGGCCUCCCUGAGCUCCAGCCUCUGGAAUGAAACCACUACAUCUGUUUAUCAGUAUCUUGGUUUUCAAGUUCAAAAAAUUUACCCUUUCCAUGAUAACUGGAACACUGCCUGCUUUGUCAUUCUGCUUUUAUUUAUAUUUACAGUGGUAUCUUUAGUGGUGCUGGCUUUCCUUUACGAAGUCCUUGACUGCUGCUGCUGUGUAAAAAACAAAACUGUGAAAGAUUUGAAAAAUGAACCUAACCCUCUUAGAAGUAUGAUGGACAACAUCAGAAAACGUGAAACUGAAGUGGUCUAGUGCUCUGCAUAAGAUCAACAAAAUCUAUGAAGACUGCCUUUAACUUUUGAGAAAAAAAAAUUUUCUCAGGCCAACUGUUAUUAUAAAAUUGACUGACUUUGAAUGAUUAAAAGAUUUCUACUAGAAAGGAAA
Messenger RNA from Phyllostomus hastatus (greater spear-nosed bat), 678 nucleotides. RefSeq names its product small integral membrane protein 18 (gene SMIM18). The transcript is spliced from 3 exons. The record is from RefSeq and is a predicted model, not a curated record. The coding region runs from base 250 to 546 and encodes 98 amino acids. Lineage: Eukaryota; Metazoa; Chordata; Mammalia; Chiroptera; Phyllostomidae.